AUGGCUGGUCCUACUCGGGAAGAAGAGAGACACUUACGACCAACGCAAGAGCAUGUUCCACUUAAUGGUUUCAACGCGCAGGAAGUUACUACCUAUCUUAAUAAUACUUGGAAUGAAGUACUUGCUAGACAUUAUGAUAUUAAUCUUUCUGAAGCUGAAAAACCAGAACUUUAUAGUCCUCCGGUCAAUAAACCUGCUUGGGGGCAACGAGCAAACCUAAUGGUAAACGGCAACGACUUUCUCACUGAACUCCGGAAAUCAUUUCAAGUCACAGCGAAUCACAAUACACAGCAGCCGGCGGCGACAGCCAAGUAA
Ambispora leptoticha is the source of this 315-nucleotide messenger RNA. NCBI's taxonomy places the organism in Eukaryota, Fungi, Glomeromycota, Glomeromycetes, Archaeosporales, Ambisporaceae. The record is from the annotation of a GenBank genome assembly.